Molecule: messenger RNA, 2523 nt
Organism: Solanum dulcamara
Lineage: Eukaryota; Viridiplantae; Streptophyta; Magnoliopsida; Solanales; Solanaceae
Product: cation/H(+) antiporter 15-like
Exons: 3
Coding region: 1-2523 (840 amino acids)
Biological process (GO): proton transmembrane transport; regulation of pH
Cellular component (GO): membrane; endomembrane system
Molecular function (GO): antiporter activity
Source: RefSeq, a predicted model, not a curated record
AUGGCAGCAGAGUUAGUAACGGUGGGAAAUAAAACGGAGAAAAACAUAGUAUGUUAUUCACCAGCGAUGAUAACGACGAAUGGAGUAUGGCAGGGUGAAAAUCCACUUGAUUAUGCAUUGCCACUCUUCAUUUUGCAAUUGACAUUAGUUGUUGUCUUUACUCGUAUUCUCGUUUUUAUCUUGAAACCAUUUCGACAACCUCGCGUUAUCGCUGAGAUUCUUGGUGGUGUAAUUUUGGGACCAUCAGUAUUAGGAAGAAGUAAAAGAUUUGCUGAUAUAGUAUUUCCUCUAACAAGUGUGAUGGUCCUUGAGACAAUGUCAAAUAUAGGGCUUCUUUACUUUAUUUUUCUGGUUGGAGUAGAAAUGGACAUUGCUGUUAUCCGAAGAACAGGGAAAAAGGCGAUACCUAUAGCUCUAGCAGGGAUGGUAGUUCCAUUUCUUAUAGGGGUUUCAUUCUCCUUCUUGUUGCAUAAGAGUUCACAAGAUACUAAACAGGAGAUUUUCGUGCUCUUCCUUGGAGUUGCACUUUCUGUCACUGCAUUCCCUGUUCUUGCACGAAUUCUUGCGGAGCUGAAACUUAUUAACACUGAAAUUGGUAGGAUAGCCAUGUCGGCUGCUCUUAUAAAUGACAUUUUCGCGUGGAUUCUCUUGGCUCUUGCUAUUGCAUUUUCUGAGAAUAAAAAUAUGGCUUUGGCUUCUGUUUGGGUACUACUCUCAAGUGUAGCGUUUGUUGUUUUCUGCAUUAUAAUUAUUAGGCCUAUAAUUGGAUGGAUGAUAAAGCGAACUCCAGAAGGCGAAUCCAUCAGUGAGUUCUCUAUAUGCAUCAUUCUCACAGGAGUCAUGAUAUGUGGAUUCAUAACAGAUGCCAUUGGAAUACAUUCUAUUUUUGGGGCUUUUAUCUUUGGCUUGAUCAUUCCUAACGGUCACCUUGGCCUUACACUUAUUGAAAAGCUUGAGGACUUUGUUUCGGGGCUUUUGCUGCCUCUUUUCUUUGCCAUUAGCGGUCUCAAGACGGAGAUUAGUGCCAUUGAUGGAGUUGGUACAUGGGCCAUAUUAGCUCUGCUCAUAGUCUUAGCUUGUGCUGGAAAGAUAGCUGGAACAGUCCUUGUAACACUCUAUUACAGAAUACCAAUCCAUGAAGGCAUUACUCUUGGUCUCCUCAUGAAUGCCAAAGGACUCAUUGAGAUGAUUGUCAUCAAUGUUGGUAAAGACCAAAAGGUUCUUGAUGACAAAUCUUUUGCAAUUAUGGUCAUGGCAGCUGUGCUUAUGACUGCAAUCAUCAUCCCAAUUGUGACGUUGAUUUACAAGCCAGCAAGAAAGUUUGCGCCAUAUAAAAGAAGAACAGUUCAAAGUACGAAACCAGAUAGUGAAUUCAGGGUACUGGCUUGCAUCCACACACCUAGAAAUGUUCCAACAAUCAUCAAUCUUCUUGAAGCAUCUUGUCCUACCAAGAAAUCUCCAAUAUGUAUAUAUGUCCUCCACCUUGUUGAGCUCACUGGACGCUCGUCUGCCAUGCUAAUCGUCCAUAAUACGCGAAAAUCUGGUAGGCCAGCGCUUAAUAGAACUCAAGCUCAAUCGGAUCACAUUAUCAAUGCAUUCGAGAACUUUGAGCAACAUGUUGGAUGUGUCUCUGUGCAACCCCUCACUGCCAUCUCCCCUUACUCCUCCAUGCAUGAAGACAUUUGCACCGUGGCUGAGGACAAGCGAGUGGCGUUUCUAAUCAUUCCUUUUCACAAGCAGCAAACAGUUGAUGGCGGAAUGGAAAUCACGAAUCCAAAUUUUCGAACCAUAAACCAAAACGUAUUAGCCAAUGCACCUUGUUCUGUUGGUAUACUUGUUGACAGAGGACUAAGCGGCUCCACAAGGUUAGCAGCAAAUCAAGUUUCUUACCAUGUGGCCGUGCUAUUCUUUGGUGGACCGGAUGAUCGUGAAGCAUUGUCCUACGGAUUGAGAAUGAGGGAACAUACAGGAAUCAACCUCACAGUCAUGAGAUUCCUCCCUGGAGAAUCAGCAAUUGAAGAAACAAGAUCAGAUUCAAGAAGUAGUAUGAAUGAUCCAAAUGUACUAACAGUGGUAACAGACCAUGACAAAGAAAAACAGCUAGACGAAGACUAUGUUAGUGAGUUCAGGGAAAGAACAUCUAAUGAUGAUUCAGUUGUAUACAUUGAAAGAGUAGUAAAUCAUGGAGAAGAGACAGUAGCAGCAAUAAGGACAAUAGAUCAAUCACAUGACCUGUUCAUAGUUGGCAGAGGACAAGGCACCAUAUCGCCGUUGACAGCAGGACUUACUGAUUGGAGCGAGUGCCCGGAGCUAGGUGCAAUAGGAGAUCUAUUGGCAUCAUCAGAUAAUGCAGCAAUUGUUUCAGUGUUAGUGGUGCAACAAUAUGUAGGAAUGGUGCAAGGGGAUCAUCUUCUCACACCAGACAGUCCUGGACAACAACUACAUGACCAUUUCAACUUCGGCUAUAUGAAUAAUCGGACACAAAUCAGAGGGCAGCAAUCUCAAUUCCAUACGCAACCCUGA